Messenger RNA from Macadamia integrifolia, 1635 nucleotides. RefSeq names its product L10-interacting MYB domain-containing protein-like. NCBI's taxonomy places the organism in Eukaryota, Viridiplantae, Streptophyta, Magnoliopsida, Proteales, Proteaceae. Bases 548 to 1210 code for a protein of 220 amino acids. The record is from RefSeq and is a predicted model, not a curated record. The transcript has 2 exons.
AAACAAAAAGUAAAAUGACUCAUCGAUUCCACUGAUUUUCUUGUGUAUUUGGAGCAUAAUCAUUACAAUCGUUGGUUGAUCUUUCAUCUCGUAUCCACACAUGAUUUCCUUCUAGGGAUCUCCAUAUACAUUGAAGAUUAUGACAUCUUUUAUGACUUAAGAGUUGAUCUUCUUUGACCAUGACUAUUACUAACACAGUGAAGUAGUUAGAAAUUGUGUUAAUUUGGGUCAUAUAUUUUUAUUUCUGUCCCAAAGCACUGUAUAUGAAAUUAGUUUUUCGGUCAUGUUCGCAUUUGAUUUUACAUAACCUAUGUUUGUAUUGUACCUUUUACCUGUUUAUAUUUAUUCUCACACUAUUCUUACUCAACAAAAUAACUAUGACAGAGAGUUAAAUUUUUUUCCUUCAAGUGCAAGUUCUACUCAUCUCUAUGCUUAUGCUUGUUGCUUGUAUUCUUUUACUUUUUGAUGUUUCUUUAUGCAUAAGUACCAUUUUUUGUGAUUUUAAAUAGUUUAUUCUAUAGAAAAAUUUUUGCUUAAUCAAUUAUACAUGUCCAGAGUUAUGAAAUCCCCAAGAACCCCUAACCCCAAAAGUACUACUAUAAUAUGGAAUGAAGCUGAACUAAGAGCAUUCAUCAAUCAUAUGGUUGAGAAUGUAAGGAAAGGAUUGAAGACCAACUCAACGUUCACAAAGAUUGGAUGGGAGAAUAUUUGUAAAGGAUUGGAGGCUGAAUUCAAGCGACCAUUUGGGAAGGAGCAACUUCGUAAUAAGAUGAAUAAGUUACAGAAGGAGUAUAACAGCUUUAGGCGGUUGUUGGAAACAACUGGAUUCGGAUGGGAUGCAAAUGCUCGGACUGCAACAGCAGAGGAUUCUGUAUGGGAAUCAGCUAUUCAGGGAAACAAAGAUUGGGCAAAGUAUAGAAGAAAUGGUCUUACUUGGUGGCUAGAGUUGUUAGAGAUAUUUUCUGAUAAUCGGCCCAUGGAGAUAGAGGGUUUUCCUAGUCUACUGUUGUUAUUCCUUUGUCUACUAACCUUGCUAAUGAUAAUGAUGAUUUUUAGGAGAUGGAUCUUGAUGACAGUGAUGGUAGUAGCGACACACCCGAAAUAUCUGCUUCUCCCAAGUGGCAACUUGACAAGACUCCUACGGAUCGUAGGAGGAAGAGCCAGACAAGGGCAAUCACGAACUCUACUUAGGACUUCAGAGAUUUUUUGAGGUGGAGGAUGGAUAAGGGAAACUCCUCUGCAACUUUAGCCGUAGUCUGACCUCCUUAUCCUAUGUAUGAUGGGCUACAUAGUAUGAUGAACUGUCAGAAGCUAUUGGAUACUUUGGAUGAUAUUCCAUCAGACUUGUAUGUCUUGGCUCAGAAGAAGAUGCAUAGUGAUCCUGGUUGGCGUUUGUCUUUCAUGGAGGUCCGCCCGGAUAGAAGGUCAUGGAUGAUAAGGCAUCUGAAGGAGUUGCCCUGAAGUGGAGCAGUUGGUUUUGGUGAAUGAUUUUACAUACAGAUGGACUAGUUUUAUGGGGGAUUAUUUUAUGACAGUUUACUACUUACAUACUUUUCUACAUACUCUUUUUGCUAAUGGUUUCUAGUGUUGACACUUGACUUUUGGUGCAUGUUGUUAAUUUGUUUGAUAUUGCAA